AAGAAAUAAUAGUCUAAAAACUGCAGAAUUUACUCAUCACCUGCUGUUAGAAUCUAGUCACUGUGUGAUUUAGUCGAAGAAGAAGACGAACAUCAUGUUUAAAAAGAAGCCAACCGUCCAAGAACAACUGCGUGAGAAUGACAGAACAAUGAGAAAAACCCAGAGAGACCUCACGAGGGACCGAGACAAGCUAGAGAGGGAGGAAAAGAAAAUCGAAAUGGAAAUAAAGAAGGCAGCUAAACAAGGCAAUAAACAGGCAGCCACAGUCUUAGCUAAACAGUUAAUUGCAAUAAGGAAACAAAAAACAAAGAGUUACUCUGUAGGCUCCAAAAUAUCCUCCAUAGGGAACCAGCAAAAGUUAAUGCACUCUAACAUGAAGAUGGCUGGUGCCAUGGCAACAACAACAAAGACAAUGCAACAGAUGAACAAAGUCAUGGAUCCUCAGAAGACAGCGAAGAUGAUGCAGGACUUUGAGCGAGAAAACAUGAAAAUGGGAAUGUCUGAGGAAAUGAUUAACGAUACGUUAGACGACAUUCUGGGAGAAUCAGGUGACGAGGAGGAAUCUGACGCCGUCGUCAACCAGGUCUUGGACGAGAUCGGAAUCGAGAUCACUGGAAAGAUGGUGAGUGCUCCUGCUGCUCCUAGUCGAGGCCUCGGGGAAACUUCGAAGUCUCGGGUGACAGAUGAUGAUAUAGAAAAACAAUUAGCAGCUCUUAAAGAUCUAUAGUGAAAGAUAAGAAAGAUGUUUGGCGUUAUUCUGUGUCCAGAAUGGAUUCUAGAUAAAUGUGACAUACAAAAUUGUAUACAACCUUAUAAUUGUAUGAAUUGGUGUAUUCAGUUUAUGCCAUUCUUUUGAAUGGGUUUGGGAUGUAUGCUUGAGUGAUUUGAAUAAUAUUACCUCUGACUUCUAUAAGCAAACUGUAAACAUAGCUACAUGAAUAUUGAUGAGUUUAUUUUCAAGGUACCUAUCCUUAUUCACGUUAUUUUGUGAGUGGGAACUUUAACUGUGUAGUAGAAUUCAGUAUUUUCUGUUAUCAGUGAUGAGAAAUUUGAUGUGCAGAUACAAUGAUGAUUAUUACGUUUAAUUAUUCAUUAAUUUUGCCAGUCUUUCCAGAUGUCAGCCUUUCCAAGUUUCAAUGUUUGCUAUUUUUUUUUUUUUUGAAUUCUGUCUUGUUUAAUGUGGAAAGAACUUGUUUUAAAACGAAAAGUUCUGACACAUUUGUUCUGAUGUGUUAUUUUUGUAUGUAUAGUAUAAAGUUUUAUAUGUAUCAUAUCACUUUAAUACAGUAAUGUAAUAUAAUCUGAUUCUAUGAAUUAAAGAGGGUGGUGUUAUACUUGUCUGACAGUAAGGUUGACAAAUAAUUGGGAAAUUUAAAGUGCAUUACUUUGCUGUAUCUUUUUUAAUGGAAUAUUGUUAAAUACGUGUAAAUCUGU
Messenger RNA from Saccostrea echinata, 1434 nucleotides. RefSeq names its product charged multivesicular body protein 2b-like. Bases 95 to 727 code for a protein of 210 amino acids. Lineage: Eukaryota; Metazoa; Mollusca; Bivalvia; Ostreida; Ostreidae. Gene Ontology annotation, cellular component: multivesicular body; ESCRT III complex. The record is from RefSeq and is a predicted model, not a curated record. Gene Ontology annotation, biological process: late endosome to vacuole transport; endosome transport via multivesicular body sorting pathway; protein transport. The transcript is spliced from 8 exons.